AUGACCACUACGGAAUACACUGCGUGCUGUUUUCCUGCCGCGCAUUCUCCCGUCGACUAUUGCUUCAAACCGUGCAUUCGCCCGAAUUGGUGCUCAAAACCGGGUUUCUGGGAUCCUCAUGCUGUGACGGAGAUCUGUCUGCCCGUUUUGGCAAGAUCGGUGUACUCCGCUACGAGGACAAUGCAUCUGGAGAAGGCGACUUUUGAUGAUCCGUGUGGCCGAAGAGUACCCGAUGGAGACAUUUGUAGAGGCAUCACAAUGUAUACAGAACCUUGGCAUAGGGAGGACUGCGUUGAAAGAGCUGUUCAACGCUACAUCUGCUUCCCCUGCAAAAUGGAGCUUAUUGAAUGCAUCGACUUGAGGCCAGAACGAGCUCUGGCCGUGCUUCUCUCCUAUCUCAAACAUCGUGGUCCCUUUCUUGUUUGGAUUUAUCGUGGAAAAGAAACCGCAUACAACAUUGGAAGACAUCUUCCGAGAACGGUUAUUCAAUUUCUGACUCACCUUCCAGAGGUUGAAAUGAGUGCAGCGAUUGCAAUUGGACGAUAUUUAAGCCACCUUCUGCGCAUUUCCUAUGGGCAUCAAAUGAUGAAUAUGCGAAAGACCCUUGCCACCGUAUGGGGUCCCAUCUUUCUCAAGGUUGAGCCAGCAACCGAUGUAAAACCACCCAUUAAUAUGACUGAAUGUGAAAAGUUUGAUGCGGCCAUUGAGGUAAGACUUUAG
Molecule: messenger RNA, 720 nt
Organism: Hydatigera taeniaeformis
Lineage: Eukaryota; Metazoa; Platyhelminthes; Cestoda; Cyclophyllidea; Taeniidae
Source: the annotation of a GenBank genome assembly